CCUCCCUCCCCCUCAUCAGGACCAUCAGAUCCUUGGGCCCCGCGGGUCUCAGUCCGUCUCCGCUGAGCCUGCAGGCCGAGGCCCCCAUGGGGCCCCUCGCCCCCACCACGUCCCCCCCUCGGACCCCCCUGUUCCUGCGGCCCGGACGCAAGGAGCUGAGUCAGAGCGCCCUGGACAGCUCGGUGUACUCGUCCUCCGACGGGCCUCGAAGGAAGACCCCCACCACCAAGACCACCAAGACCACCAGGACCACCGGGACCACCGGGACCACCGGGACCAGUGGGGCUCCCAGUGCUGCAUACUGGGACAGAAUCAGAUGUGCCUUCUAUACUCUAAUGCAGGGCUAUUCAACUUCAGUAGCAAGCUCCGCCUCCCAGACGGCUGCUGCAUUAAAGGCACAGUUCACCCUUCUGACAGCUCCAGGUGUCCCCCGGGUGAAGAAGACCUGCGCUGUGCUCUUCCUCCUCUUCAUCGCUCUGCUGUGUGUUUGGCUCCUCCCUUUUCUGACCUCCUUCGUCUCCCUCGUGGCCGACAGGGAACCGGUUCUCCCUCCUCUUCCUCCUCCUCUUCCACACGUGGUGGUGGAGGAGCAGCUGAAGCAGCAGCUGGCCCAGGACUCGAGGGUCCGGCUGGCGGCCGUGGACUCUAUGCAGGUCUCCGGUCUGUGGGGGCAGGUGGAGGACCUGGUCCUCAGGGUCCAGGACCUGGAGGCCCAGAAUGCAAAGCUGUCCCAGGAGUGGUCCUCCGUCCAGAUGAGGGCCAGCAGAGACCCCCUGAGCCCGGAGCUCCAGCAGGCCAUGGAGGCGUGGCUCAAGCAGGACUCCGCCUGCCGCCGGCCGCUCGCCGACAAGAUGGCCGACUUCGCUCUGGAGUCUCAAGGUGCCAGUGUGGUCAGCACCAGGUGUUCAGAGACGUACGCUCUCCGCUCUGCGUGUCUGGUUCUGUUCGGGCUCCCUCUCUGGUUCCGGUCCGAGAGCCCCCGGACCGUCAUCCAGGGUUACCCGGACAUGCUGCCGGGGCGGUGCUGGGCGUUCCACGGCGUGCAGGGCACCCUGCUGAUCUCCCUGUCUCACCCCAUCACUCUCACCCACGUGACGCUGGACCACCUGCCGCUCUACAACUCCCCCACCGGCUCCAUAGACUCCGCCCCCAAGGACUUUGAAGUCUACGGGAUGAAGGACGAGGAGGACGAGGGAACCCUUCUGGGCUCGUUCACGUACGACGAAGCAGGAGAACCAACGCAGACCUUCAGGCUGCCUAACCCCAGUGGCGAGGUGCACCGCUGUGUGGAGCUGAGGGUCCUCAGUAACUGGGGCCACGUCCAGUACACCUGCCUCUACCGGUUCCGUGUGCACGGAGAGAUCGCCGCCACGCCGUGACCAGGGGCGGUUUUUCCUACAGGCGGUAUAGGCGGCCGCCUAGGGCGCCAUUCAGAGGGGGGCGCAAAAAAAUGCGCCUUUUUGCUGGGCAGUUUUUUUUGCACCCCCAUCUAUAUCUCCAACCAAUAUUUUGACGGCAAUGCCAGCUGAAAAAGAAGAAAAAAAACAUUAAAGCUGCAAGCAGCGUCGAACGGGUCCUCGCUCAUCUGCGCCGGCCGGAGACUCUGGCCGGAGACUCUGGCCGGAGACGCCGGCCAGAGUCUCCGGCC
Molecule: messenger RNA, 1648 nt
Organism: Pseudoliparis swirei
Lineage: Eukaryota; Metazoa; Chordata; Actinopteri; Perciformes; Liparidae
Gene: sun2
Product: Sad1 and UNC84 domain containing 2
Exons: 12
Coding region: 87-1379 (430 amino acids)
Biological process (GO): nuclear envelope organization
Cellular component (GO): meiotic nuclear membrane microtubule tethering complex; nuclear envelope
Molecular function (GO): protein-membrane adaptor activity
Source: RefSeq, a predicted model, not a curated record